AACAUUUCACUGCAUCUAAACAGACAUUUCACAAGGGAAAACAUUGUUUAGGUUCACUGCACACCACACAACAGAUGCAAUUGUGUUAUUCUCAGGUCAUACAGAAAUUAUAGCUAACCAAGAAUUAUAUAGCAACACAGUUUCUGAAAAGAUGAAUCAACUCAUUAUUAUACUCAGUCUAAUUGCUGCACUAAUGCAACAAAGUGAUGGCUAUUCAUCAGGAGCUCCACCUGAAGCUUGUUCUAGCUUACAGCCAAACCACGAUGGAGCUUCAUCACAACCAGCGGAAACAAACCCAUAUGAACUAGAUAUCGAAGAAUUUCUUACUCCAAGCGGUGUACUUCAAUAUGUGCCUGGGGUCACUUACACAGUGAUACUACAAGCCAACAAUUCCAAUUCGGUGAGUUUCAAGGGCUUUCUAAUUCAAGCAAGAAAGAUCAGGUUUCCUGACAAUGUUACCGGCAUUUUUAAUUCUUCAAACAUCAACGAGUAUGGUUUUCAAAGUUGUGAUCAAGCUCAGUACCCCCUAGGCAGUGCAGUUACCCAUGUGAAUGGGAGCAAUAAAAUGAACGUUACAUUUGAAUGGACAGCUCCCCUAAAAGGCUCAGGUCCAGUAUACUUUGUAUACACAGUGGUACAGUCAAUGCACAUCUUUUGGGCUGAUUUGAGAACUCCUGAAAUAAAUGAACAUCCCUGUGAACCACCGAAAUACUUAUUGACAGCUCACUGCACGGACGUGUGCCCCUUUGGUUCCUAUGGAGAUCAUACAACAGCAACUUGCCAACAAUGGCCAGCAUCAUCUACACUGGUAACUAAUGCCACAGCCUAUUAUUUGACUCUCGAUGAGGCUGAUGUUGUAGUUGGUAGAGGAGUAUUGAAUUACACAGUGAUAGUGAAUGAAACAGCUUUUGAUAGCAUUUCGGGUAUAUUUUUGACAAUGUCACAAACCGAAACAAUUCAGAAUAUAUUUAGAUAUGACAGCGGUUCUAGAGAAAAGGAUUAUCAGGGUUCAUCACUUGCAAGUUUAGACAGACAAAACAAUUUCAUUGUAAUUCAAGAACAGAUCUUUCUUCGUGAUACAAUUCCUGUUCAAUUGUUCAGUGACAAUUUGGCUAUUUUCAGUCUAAAUCUGAAUGCAGUGGUAUUUGGGAGUCUAGCAGACAGUACUAUGGAGGUACCCACGGAUAUUGAUACUUCCUUGUUUGUUACAAUCACUGGGACGCCAGAUCCCUGUCAAGAUGUAACCUGCCUAAAUGAAGGAAUUUGCAGAGCACUAAACACAGGUGGAGAACUCAAUUUCACAUGUGACUGUCAUCUGGCAUACACAGGUCAAUUCUGUGAGACAUUAUUUGACCCAUGUGCUCUAAGCCUUUGCCUUAACAAUGCCACCUGUGAGAACAUUGGCACUACAAACUACACGUGUGACUGCACUAUUGACUUUACUGGUGAGAAUUGUGAGAUUGAAAUAGAUCAGUGUGCCUUAAACCAAGGAGUGUGUAACAAUGGCACGUGUAUUGAUGGAUUUGGUAUUUUCUCUUGUGAUUGUAUCGAUGGAUUUAUUGGUGCAUUUUGUGAAACGGAUAUUAAUGAAUGUGAGAGUGCUAGUCCUAGCUGUCAAAAUGGAGUGUGUAUAGAUGACAUCAACAGCUUCACAUGCGAUUGUUACCCAGGCUGGUCUGGUGACCUUUGCGAGAACGAUAUAGAUUAUUGCUCAUUUGGUCCUGCUCCAUUUGGUCCCUGCAGUGACUUUGGUAGUAGUGAGUGUAUAGAGGAGAACAAUACAUUUUUCUGCACUUGUUUGACAGGUUUCACAGGAUAUACGUGUGCUGUUGAUAUCAAUGAAUGUGAUGAGGCCCCUUGCUUAAGUAAUGCAACCUGUAACAACCUACUUAAUGGAGCGUACACUUGUGAUUGUACUCCAGACUACACUGGUCUUAACUGUGGUAUACCUCUGUUCCCAUGUAAUGGUAGACCUUGUAUAAAUGGUGGAACAUGUAUCGAUGCUGGCCUUGGAAAUGGAGCUUUCUCUUGUAUGUGUGCUAUUGGUUUCACAGGAGACGCUUGUAAGACUGACCUCGGGUUUUGUACUAAUUCAACUUGUAUGAACAGUGGUAUUUGUGUAGAAGGUGUGGGAACAAUGACAACUUGUGAAUGUGUUGACGGAUUUUCUGGACAAAAUUGCGAGCUAGAUCUCCCAUUUUGUAAUAAAAACUCUUGUCGCAAUGAUGGUACUUGUGUUGAAGGAAUUGGCUCUUUAACACAUUGCGUAUGUAUAGAUGGUUUCAGUGGUGUUGAUUGUAGACUAACCAGUGGUUCAAGACUAAAUUCAACAAUUGAUGUCACUCAAGAUUUGUGCAAUUUGGUUUUUGGAAUACCAUGUACCAAAGCUACGAUUGGUGGUGUGGUUGCUAUAGCUAUUGGUGCUUUUUUUCUAAUAUUGUUUCUGUCAACAUUAAUGCUACUAUUAGUAAUGCGGUACAAACUGCGUCAAAAGAAGAGAUCCUAUAAUGUGGCAGGACCACCAGUGGUAGGAGGUGUUAUAAAAUCGAACCCUGUCUUUGACAGUAAUGUUGAAGGUGAGUUCAAGAAAUAAAUGAGUAUUAAUAUAGGCACUCAAAACUAACAAUUAAAAAGAUGAUUGAUAUGCAGAAAUUUUGACUCGUACACAAAAAUGGAGAAAGAAGAACCCUACAUUACUUAUUAGCUGACCAAUAUACAGUUCUAUCGCACACCCUUGAACUUUUAAUUAUAUUAGCCUAUUCAUCACCCAGUUACAAAUUUGUGUAUAGCUAAAACAUAGCACAUUCUGUCAUUGUACUCCACCUAUUUUGUUGCAGAUGGUUCUGAUUCACACAUGCAAUAAGGAUAGCAAUUAUUUUGAAGUG
This is a messenger RNA of Halichondria panicea, 2885 nucleotides long. RefSeq names its product fibropellin-1-like. Gene Ontology annotation, biological process: establishment or maintenance of epithelial cell apical/basal polarity; heterophilic cell-cell adhesion. The record is from RefSeq and is a predicted model, not a curated record. Lineage: Eukaryota; Metazoa; Porifera; Demospongiae; Suberitida; Halichondriidae. The transcript has 8 exons. The coding region runs from base 152 to 2593 and encodes 813 amino acids. Gene Ontology annotation, cellular component: protein-containing complex; plasma membrane. Gene Ontology annotation, molecular function: calcium ion binding.